This is a messenger RNA of Acanthochromis polyacanthus (spiny chromis), 2102 nucleotides long. It is a transcript of the gene rnaset2, whose product is annotated as ribonuclease T2. The transcript is spliced from 10 exons. NCBI's taxonomy places the organism in Eukaryota, Metazoa, Chordata, Actinopteri, Pomacentridae. Bases 161 to 889 code for a protein of 242 amino acids. Gene Ontology annotation, molecular function: ribonuclease T2 activity; RNA binding. The record is from RefSeq and is a predicted model, not a curated record. Gene Ontology annotation, cellular component: extracellular region. Gene Ontology annotation, biological process: RNA catabolic process.
AGACAGGCAGGCAGUAAAGAGACUGUGGGACAUCAACAACAGGCUGUCAGUUGUUCUGUCUGCUGUAAUUCGUUAACCAAGUUCUCUGGAAAGGAAUCUUAUUUACCUUCGUGUAAACACUACGGGUCUUUGCUGCAUCUUACCCGGCACAAGGUCAGCCAUGAGGCUCUGCUCUCCUCUUCUGGUCUGCUUGGCAGCAGGCUUGUCCUCUGCCUUUGUGAUUUCACCUCUCCAUAUGUGGACCAAAAUUAUCCUGACCCACCACUGGCCAACUACCUUCUGUUCUAUGGAACACUGUCAUCCCAACAUUAGCUACUGGACAUUACAUGGACUCUGGCCAGACAAAGGGAUUGAUUGUAAUUCAUCAUGGCAUUUCAACUCUUCCCAAAUAGAGGACCUGCUACCAGACAUGAAGAAAAGUUGGCCUGACCUGCUAAACCCCACAUCUGCUAGUUUCUGGAAAUAUGAGUGGCACAAACACGGGACAUGUGCAGCCAAAGCUGAAUCUCUGAACAGUCAACACAAAUACUUCAGCAAGGCACUUGAACUUUAUCAUAAACUGGAUUUGGACAGCAUCCUGAGGAAGUUCGACAUCAUCCCUUCUGACAAAUACUACGCUUUUUCACAAAUUGAAGGAGUGAUAGAAAACUUCUACGGUGUCAAACCUAAAAUCCAGUGUGUCCAUCCAUCAAAGAAUGCCGAUUUCCAGAUUUUGGGGCAGAUUGAGAUCUGUUUCAACCCCGACUUUACCCUCUUGAACUGUGAGAAACAAAUCACCAUGGAAACCAUUUCUAAAGGAGGUUGGGACAGUCCUGUGGGUGUUGACAAGGCAUCAGGGUUCAGUGUGUGUGACCAUGAUAUGCCAGUUUACUACCCUCCCUUUCAAUGAAAUGCAUACAUGCACAAACUGAAAUGUUGUUACGUUUCAGUUCAAUCAAUCCACUUACCUACGAUACACAGAGAUAUACAAACAAAUGCAUUUUGGGAGGGGUUUUUUGUGCAAAUAUGCUGUAAUAUUUUACUCAGGAUUGACAAUGAACAGUGUAGAUUUAAUGUUAAAGAUACUGUUUGGGAAAAUAGGAUCAAUCACUGCCGUCUUAAAACAUUUUUAAAAACUAUUUUGUAUUUUUCAAAUUUGCUGUAAAAACCACACAUGCAUAGACAUGUGCACUACCUUACUGGACUUUUAUUGCUUUUAUACUAUAAUACUGAUAGACAAGGUCAACAGUUAUAGCAUGUGUUUUUCCAAAGGACAGCCAGGGGCGUCAUGAUUACAGUUUAUGUACUGUACAUUUUACAUAUUGUCAAAGUGCACAUGUUGUGACACUGCUUGACGUUUUUCAACAAUAUUUGUGUUUGUAUGCCUCCUGUUCAGUGCCAUCUCUUUUUUUAUAAGAUUAGUUUAGUUAUUUAGUUUUACAUAAAUGCCUUCUCAAAAUCAUAAUUCAUUAAUUUGUUGCAUUAAAAUAUGAAGUGUUCUGUAAUGUUAAAUCACUAUUCAAAUAAUACUUCUUAGCCUGCAUAUUUUUGAGGGUUUUAAGACCAAGUGGCAUUAUCUUUGGACCUGCAAGGCACCUUUUAAUAUGCUACAUCUUUCAUGAAAUGGAAACUAAUGAUAGUUAUACUUAGCUACCUUCGGAUAUUUGCCAAGUACUCGCACUUGUUUUCAGUGUUUCCUGUUUAGGACUGCCUGUCUAAGUGUAUAGAACCGACUCUUCUUUUACCUCUGUAUUUUUUGUUUUUAGGAAAUACGAAUCUUAAAAUGCAGAAAAUAUACUGAAACUAAAAACAAGUUUGCCCACAAUGUAACACAGUGCAUUACACAAGAUGUCAACCAAGUUCACAGUACACCAUUUUUACUAUACUUAGGACAACACAGAUGAAACACUUAAGAUGUAGCAUGAUUUGACAAACACUAUUUAAUCCAUCACUGAUCUGUGCAAUGAUUUGUUUCUGCUGGUGCUUUUGGGCUGUGGUUAUUUUUGUGCAUUAAUUAAUUGAUUCAUUUUAAAGCUGAAUUAUUUUUGUAAUUUUCAAAAUGACUCAAAUGAAAAUGUGUACAGUGCAUCAUUUUUUAAUGUUAAUAAAACACUCAAUAUCCA